GCACUUUGAACAACAGUAAUGGCUACAUGGAGAAAAGCAAAUAGGUUUAACGAGGUAAUAGGUUUAUUAACAUAAAAAGUGCAGUAAAGGGAACGUGAUUUAUUAUUGUUCUUUGUUGGAAAGCGGUGGUUUCAAACCUGGGUUAUCCACCGCAGAAACGAAACCUUAGUGAAGCAGACGCACGCAGCAGACUGGAGGAUGUGGAAAUUUCCUAGUUUUGCGCAAAAACGCAUUUUCCGACACCCCCCCAGCACCUCAACAUGAAACCAACUGCCAGCAGAGUCAGUCUUCUGCAAACGUGUGAGAGGACAGAACAUCUCCAGAAGUCAUCAUGGCUCCUCUGCUUUGGGUUGUUUUUCUCCUGUAUGCUGCAGGAUGCUGCCCAUCCUCCUCCUCCUCCUCACCUGGUCCCAGCUCCGUUCUGGUGAUCCAGAAGGGCCAGAAUGUUUCUCUGAGCUGCAACCUGUCUUCCAGCGGAGAGGUCACCUGGUACCUGCUGCGCUCCGAGCAGCUGCUGCCUCUGCUCACCCAGAGAUCCAGUAAACUCUCAGGUGGAGACACAGCAGACGUCCACUCUGGAAACAAACGCCUAGGCUGGGCAGGAGCCGUGGAGAGCGGCCAGGUCAGCCUGGAGAUCAAUGAGGUGCAGGAGGAGGAUGCUGGGCUGUAUUUCUGUGCCAGGCGCCUCGAAGCAAGUGAGCAUGUAAAUGGAGGAAUCCAGCUCACAAUGAGUGGAGCUGAUGGGAAGAAGCCAAUCAGGGACCGGGCCCAGCCAUGUUGGACUCUGGGAGUUUGGGUGCUCACAGCUUUAGUUUUCCUCUGCUUUGUAGUCCUGGUUGGAUUCUGCCUGAGUUCAGGAAAACCUGUUUGCUGCUGUGAUUUACAUCAAUGGAACAACAGGCUGCCCGUAACAAAGGAGGAAUCUCUGCAUUAUUCCAGUCUGAAGCAUGUAGGAAAACCUCGCCGCACAGACAGGGAGGAGCUUGUGACGUAUUCUACUGUGAGCCACAAAAACAACGUCAGCGGUCCACAAAACCAUCGAUAAAUUGCUCCUUUUUCUCUCUGCCACAGUCAGUUCUGCACAGCUCAGUGGAUAGUUGGACUUAAACAGAUGUCUACCUUUAAGUUCUGCUUUAUACUUUUCAUUGCAAUAUUAUAUCAUGAAAACUAUAUGAUCAAAGAUUGUUUGCAGAGAUUUGUAUUAACAAAUUAACAUUUAGACCUGAAGGAAUGUAUGCAAUGUUAUCAUAAUGACGUUUUUGUAUUACUGUCACUUUUAAAAUAUGUUGAAAUACUGAGUGGAGGUUAUGGGGCUCCACUCAGUAUUUGUUUUGAAUGUCAGAGUGGCUGUAUUUGUACAUUUGCUGUAUUACCACUUUUUUUUUUUUUUUAACAAACUUGUAAAAACAGUUUUUAUCCUUUUUUUAAUGAAAAUAUUUCCACACAUGCUAGUGAGCUUCCUUUGCAUUAGUUAUGACAUAACUUUGCAGGAUUUGAAAAAAGUGUGUUUUUUUUACUGUCAUAACUACAGAUACUCUGCUAUUUUGGUUCAACCAUGAUCCCAGCUGCUUAACAAAAGAAUGUUAAAGUUAAAAAUGUUGGCAUAAAGAAAGUUUUUUUUUUUUUACGGAGCCCCUAAAGAGACAUUGAAGAAGAUAAAAGACUUGAAGUAAAAGGGGGGAAAAAAGUUUUUUUUAACUUAGAUUUUUCUUUUCUUCAAUUUUUGUUGUGCUCACCAUUUAGUAAUGUGUUAUUUCUUCUUCCUUCUUCUUUUUUUUACUUUGAAUUUUUUUCCACUUUUUUUUACUUACAUUUUUUUUCUUUGAUUUUUUUUCUUCAAUGUCCCUUUAGGGCCUCCAUAUAUUUUCACAUAAACGAGUUUUUUUAAUACGAUGUCAACUUUCUUUUAAACUUUUCUAUUAAAAUGAUUAUAA
Messenger RNA from Oryzias latipes (Japanese medaka), 1934 nucleotides. RefSeq lists its product as uncharacterized. The record is from RefSeq and is a predicted model, not a curated record. NCBI's taxonomy places the organism in Eukaryota, Metazoa, Chordata, Actinopteri, Beloniformes, Adrianichthyidae. Gene Ontology annotation, biological process: response to bacterium.